This is a messenger RNA of Pieris macdunnoughi, 447 nucleotides long. The record is from the annotation of a GenBank genome assembly. Lineage: Eukaryota; Metazoa; Arthropoda; Insecta; Lepidoptera; Pieridae.
AUGAAUUUACAAACAUACGCAACUUUAUCAUUGGUUAUAAUACGCCGAUAUAUAUUAUGCGAUCAAUAUAGCUUUAAUGAUAGAUUUAAUAUUAAAUUAGAUGAGCUGGUAGAUCUGAUUGCAAAGGAAAAUCAUAAUAGUAAGUUAAGCAAGUCCACUUGCUGGAAAUGGAAGAAAAUAUUUACAUCUAUUUCAACGCCGUCGGAAUCAUAUAAUAUUAAUACUGAUUUGUCAGAAGAUCUAACAAAACGCCAUAAAGUUUGGAGUCGUUGGGGCAAAUGGGGUGAUUGUUCAGUGACAUGUGGGGACGGAAUUAUAUCCAGAAGGCGUCUGUGCGUCGCCGGUCGAUGUGCCCCAGGUGAAAUAGAGGAACAACAUAGACCAUGUACUCGAACGCCAUGUGAUGGCACUAGAAAAGAUGAUUUUGAACCGGAUUUGAGUCCGUGA